AUGACAAACAUUGUAGUAUUGGCUGCUUGCUGGAGGGUUUCACCGACGCUGCCUGCGGUGUUGUACGACUGUCCAGAGCCGCGCCUCUUUCUGCCUGUGCAGGACGAGAAAAGCGCGGCGCUGCGGCAGCAGGCCUCUCCAGACAGGCUGUCCGUCACUUUCGGCGGCGGCGAGGAGGCCGUCUUCUCGCCAGGGUCUCCGCCAGCCGCCGCCAUGGACAAGGUUCGCUUCCCGGGGGACGCCGCGCCACCACCUGUCGCCGCUGAAAAAUGCCAGAGUAAAGAUGGCCUUCUAAAAUAUGGCACUGGAGACUUACACGACACAGAACAAGAGGAAGACCCCGGCUACAUUGGAACGAUGGAGACGGCUAUCUCCGUGGAGGAGUGCAUCACGCAGGAGCAGAUCGUGGAGCGGCUACGGCUGCACAAGGAGGUGCUGAGCAGCGUGAAGCAGCAGCCGUGGGGCAUGCGGCGCAAGCUGAGGCUGGUCAAGCAGGCCAAGGCGUACGUGAAGCAGCACGAGGGCGAGCUGCGGGAGCGGCGCACCACGCGCCACCUGCUCUCCAGGUGCCACCUGCUCGUCAUCAAGCGGUGGCAGCACACCCGGCGCGAGCUGGACAACCUGAUGAACGCGCUGAUCCCGUGGGAGCUGCGUAUCAAGCAGAUCGAGUCGCACUUCGGCUCCGUGGUGGCCUCCUACUUCACCUUCCUGCGCUGGCUCUUCUGGGUCAACCUCGUCAUCACCGUGCUGCUGGUCGCCUUCGUCGCCAUCCCAGAGGUGAGCGCAGCGCGGCGCGACAUUCGUCAUAGCUAUCAGCGUGUGCAUCUGUCGAAGUGUAAUGUUCGCAAGGAGAUGCUACCGCGCGAGCGGCGCACGGCCACCAACCUGGACACGCUGUGGGACUUCGACGGCGUGCUCAAGUACUCGCCCAUCUUCUACGGCUACUACACGAACCGCGACGCCGCCGACACGGGUUACCGCCUGCCCUUCGCCUACUUCAUGACCGGCAUCGCCGUCUACGCCUACAGUUUCGUCGCGACACUGCGCAAGAUGGCAGAGAAUUCCCGCAUGAGCAAGCUGUCCGAGAAGGACGACGAGUGUGUGUUCACGUGGAAGCUGUUCACCGGCUGGGACUACAUGAUCGGCAACGCGGAGACAGCUCACAACCGCGUGGCGUCCAUCGUGCUGGGCUUCAAGGAGGCGCUGCUCGAGGAGGCCGAGCGGCGUCGCGACGCCCGCAAUUGGCGGGUGCUCUGCCUGCGGGCAUUGGUGAACCUGGCUGUGCUGGUGCUGCUGGCGUCUUCCGCCUACGCCGUCGUGGAAGUUGUGAAGCGCUCCAAUCAGACGUCACCCAGCGACAGCUGGUGGCGGCAGAACGAGAUCACGGUGGUGAUGUCGCUCAUCCAGUACGUCUACCCCAUCCUGUUCGAGGUGCUGGGACUACUCGAGAGCUACCACCCGCGCAAGCAACUACGCAUACAACUCGCGAGGAUAAUGGCGCUUAACAUGCUUAGUCUCUACACGCUGAUCAUAGCGCUGUUCGACAAGAUUAAAGAUAUGACCGCAGACCUGGAGGACCUGCGGCCGCUGAUAAAGGGCAUCCAGCAGCAGCAGACGACGACGACGCCUCCGUACGCCGCAGAGGGCAGCAGCUGCCGCCAGGUGGCCGUGCAGUGCCCGUCUCCCGCUGCCGCCGCGGCCGCCGCCCUGUCCCUCGGCCUGCUGCUCGCCUCCAGCCCCACGGCUCCUCCCAUCACCACAGACUUGGCCGUCCACCGGCACACCGGCGAAGGAGCCUUCACCGAAGCCACCAGUGACUUCUUGUCGACCUCCUCCGGGCAGCUCACCAUCACAACAGAAGUCGACUACUUGCUGAACUACACCGAACCUGAGGAAGGAGAACAACAGAGCGUCUCAGGCAGCUUACAGACACGCACAUGGUCAACUGACUUAACCUCGAGUACAGUCAUCGCCUCGGAAUCGGAAGACUCCACAUCAAGUGAGUUCAGCAUGUCCAGUGAGUCUUCAUCGACUGCCGACACCGAAUAUGAGAGCGACUCCACAUCGGACACAGCGCCAUCGCAAGCCCCUCUACAUGCCUCGACGUCGCUACCACUAGAAAGCACCAUGUCUACAGUCCCGAACACAAUUGCGGUCUCCGACGGGUCCGAAACCAAUGAGACGUCAAUGCUUCCCACUGUCAAGACGACCACCGAGGUGCCUUCUCCGGCUUCCGCGGUCACCCACAAUGAAGACGGGCUCAGCCACACCACAACGGCACCCACGCCACCAGUAAGUGGGCACCCACACACAGCUCCCAACAGAAGCUGCUAUAUCUGGCAGUGCGACGCCACCACGCCUCAGCCAAAAAACAGUGCCGGCUCGACAAUUUGUUCUGGUACGCUGGAUGGACAGUUGAACGAAACAAUUCGGGAGCGGUUGCGAGACCGUUGUUGGGAAACUAUGUUCGGCCAGGAACUCAUGAAGCUCACCGUCAUGGACUUGGUAAGUCAAACUGAAUGUAUUUUAUGCUGCAACAGCACUUUCAAAGUGACGUUCCUCUCAUUGUUGCUUAUCGUUGAUCGUAAACAUUGA
Messenger RNA from Schistocerca nitens (vagrant locust), 2595 nucleotides. Its product is annotated as transmembrane channel-like protein. Gene Ontology annotation, molecular function: mechanosensitive monoatomic ion channel activity. The transcript has 11 exons. Gene Ontology annotation, cellular component: plasma membrane. Bases 1 to 2595 code for a protein of 864 amino acids. Lineage: Eukaryota; Metazoa; Arthropoda; Insecta; Orthoptera; Acrididae. The record is from RefSeq and is a predicted model, not a curated record.